This is a messenger RNA of Uloborus diversus, 1769 nucleotides long. RefSeq names its product glutamate-rich WD repeat-containing protein 1-like. Gene Ontology annotation, molecular function: protein binding. Lineage: Eukaryota; Metazoa; Arthropoda; Arachnida; Araneae; Uloboridae. The record is from RefSeq and is a predicted model, not a curated record.
AAAAGGUGAAAAUUCGCGCUUUCUUUAGGCCAUGUGCGUUGUUUACUUUGCUGCCUACCUUUUGUAAACCCCUUUUCUGAAAAUAUUUGAAACUAUGGCAUUUGAAAAAAAUAUUAAUGAUGUGUCUUCCGACGAAGAAGUUGAAAAUAUCGAAAUGGAAGGUACAGAAGAAUCGGGAAGUGAGGAAGAUGGUGAAGAUAUGGAAGAAAAUACAGCAAAUGGGGAAAGCAGUACGUCUAGAAUAUACCUGCCGGGUAGUUCAAGCCAAACUGACGUUGAAUUAGAGUGUGAUGAAAGUGCAUACAGAUGUUUCCAUGCCGUGAAAACAGCAUCUUCAUGCCUUAGUUUUGAUAUUAUUCCUGAUGAACUGGGUGAUGACAGAGCGAAUGCAUAUCCUUUAACAAUGUCUAUUGUUGGUGGCACACAAGGAGAGAAAAAACACCUGAACAAUUUGUUGGUAAUGAGAUUUUCUAAUAUGGGAAGCACGAAAGGAAAAAAGGAAGAAGACGAAGAAAGUGAAGAGAGUGAUUCCGAAAGCGAUGAUGAAGAUUCCAAGCCAGUUAUAGAAUGUGCUUCUGUUCGUCAUUCUGGAUGUGUAAAUAGAGUGAAGGUUGCUAAUUUGGACGGAAAAGUUCUUGCUGCUUCUUGGUCUGAAACUGCAAAAGUGUUUUUGUGGGAUCUUUCUCGUCCAUUGCAAGCAGUAAAUGACCCUCGCAUUAUGACAUGUUAUAUUCAAAGCAAUGAGUCUCCUCAACCUCUUUUUACAUUUGGUGGACAUUUGUCUGAAGGUUAUGCCGUAGAAUGGUCCCCAUUGGUUCCAGGUAUGUUAGCAUCUGGUGAUUGUAAGAAGAACAUCCAUUUGUGGAAACCCAUGGAAGGAGGGACUUGGCAUGUUGAUCAAAGACCAUACACCGCUCACACAGAUUCAGUAGAAGAUAUAGCAUGGUCUCCAAAUGAACGUAAUGUUAUGGCAUCAUGCUCUAUUGAUAAGACCAUCAGAAUAUGGGAUAUCAGAGUAACAAGCAAUAAAGCUUGCAUGUUGACACGUGAAAAUGCCCAUGACAGUGAUGUGAAUGUCAUUAGCUGGAAUAAGCAAGAACCCUUCAUUCUUUCUGGUGGAGAUGAUGGUAAAUUAAGAGUGUGGGAUUUAAGAAAGUUUCCUACUGGAGAUCCUAUCUGUACAUUCAAGCAUCACACGGCUCCCAUCACAUCAGUCGAGUGGCACCCAACUGACCUCUCAGUUUUUGCUGCUUCUGGUGCAGAUGAUCAACUCACACAGUGGGACCUUUCAACUGAAAGAGACGAAACACUCGAAGAUCAGAAAGACUUGAGUCCAGAGGUCCUUGCAUUGCCACCACAGCUUCUAUUUGUCCACCAAGGUCAGAAAGAAAUAAAGGAACUGCAUUGGCAUAAGCAAAUGCCAGGAGUGCUGGUUUCUACUGCUCAGAACUGUGUGAAUGUUUUUCGAACAGUAAGCGUGUAAUGGAAAACGAAAUGGCUAUAGGUUGUCUUAGUUGCAAAAUAAAAAUGAUGAUUUUUAAAGAAACUUGUUUUAUCUUGAAAUGUUGUCAAAGCUGGCCUGAUAUUACUGAAUUAUUUUUCUUUUAUGUUCUAAACUAUCCUUAAAGUUUGCAUUUUUAGACAUUUUAAAUUGUGCUUGUUAUUUUUGUUUUAAAUGUUUGUUUAAUUUCUUUUUAGUAUCAUCUUAAAGGAGGAGAGAAUGUAAAUUUUGCUUUGAUUUUUAUGUUUCUUGAACUAUAAACUAAAAC